AUGGGCCGAGGGUCGGGGUGCUCGGAGCUGGGGAUGGCCGGAGCUGCCGGCCGCUGCCCGGAUUGCUCGGAAGCCGACCGGGGUCGGGGAAGGGGCCGCGGGGUCCCUCCGUGCGUUCCCCACCUGGGGAUGGCGGUGGAUGAGGGCGAUGUGCUGCCCGGGGCGCUGCGGCUGGUGCGGGAGCUGAGACCCGGCUGGCAGCCGGCGAGGGUGAAGACCAAGCUCUUCACCGACGGCAUCACCAACAAGCUCGUGGCCUGCUACACGGACGAGGACAUGGUGGACGCCGUGCUGGUCCGCAUCUACGGCAGGAAAACGGAGCUCUUCGUGGACCGGGAGACGGAGCUGAGGAACUUCCAGGUGCUGCGCGCCCACGGCUGUGCCCCCGACCUCUACUGCGCCUUCCAGAACGGGCUCUGCUACGAGUUCCUGCCCGGCAUCGCCCUGGGGCCCGACCACGUGCGGGACCCCCACAUAUUCAGGCUGGUGGCCCAGGAGAUGGCCCGGGUGCACGCCAUCCACGCCAACGGGAGCCUCCCCAAGCCCAUCCUCUGGCAGAAGCUGCACAAAUACCUCACCCUCGUGAAGAUGGACCUCAGCCCAAAGGUACCCAACCCCAGCCUCCACCAGGACGUGCCCAGCCUGGAAACUCUUGAACACGAGCUGGCCUGGAUGAAGGAGACGCUCUCCCAGCUGGGUUCCCCGGUGGUGCUGUGCCACAACGACCUGCUCUGCAAGAACAUCAUCUACAACAGGACGCAGGAGCAAGUUCGUUUCAUCGACUACGAGUACACCGGCUACAACUACCAGGCCUUCGACAUCGGGAACCACUUCAACGAGUUUGCGGGCGUGAAGGAGGUGGAUUACCGCCUCUACCCCAGCAAGGAGACCCAGCUGCAGUGGCUGCGCUCCUACCUGCAGGCCUACAAGCAGCUCACCCAGGGCGAGCAGGGGGGCACGGGGCCGGCCGUGUCUGACAAGGAGCUGGAGGCUCUCUACGUGCAAGUGAACAAGUUUUCCUUGGCAUCCCAUUUCCUCUGGGCAUGCUGGGGCCUGAUCCAGGAUAAAUACUCUACCAUAGACUUUAACUUCUUAAGAUAUGCAAAGCUAAGAUUUAAACAGUACUUCAAGAUGAAGCCGGUGGUCACAGCCCUGCAGCUCUCCAAAUAGCAUCUCUGGCCCGUGAGACCCUGAGCUAUUUUGUCCUUGCUGCGUCCACAGCCCCGGCACCCCCCU
Molecule: messenger RNA, 1236 nt
Organism: Cygnus atratus (black swan)
Lineage: Eukaryota; Metazoa; Chordata; Aves; Anseriformes; Anatidae
Gene: ETNK2
Product: ethanolamine kinase 2
Exons: 8
Coding region: 1-1170 (389 amino acids)
Biological process (GO): phosphatidylethanolamine biosynthetic process
Cellular component (GO): cytoplasm
Molecular function (GO): ethanolamine kinase activity
Source: RefSeq, a predicted model, not a curated record